This is a messenger RNA of Laccaria bicolor S238N-H82, 237 nucleotides long. RefSeq lists its product as uncharacterized. Lineage: Eukaryota; Fungi; Basidiomycota; Agaricomycetes; Agaricales; Hydnangiaceae. Bases 1 to 237 code for a protein of 78 amino acids. The record is from RefSeq and is a predicted model, not a curated record. The transcript is spliced from 3 exons.
AUGCACUCUCUCAGAAUAUUUCAAACCUCAAAAUCCCAAACUGCCAUCUUAUUGGAGGACCUGAGGAUCAUGCCAAUUCUGCCUCAUACACCAUUCAUUCUGCAUUUAGUUCUUCUGUCAGCAAGUCUUCCAGCAAGAGCAGCAGUGGGAGCAUCACACAUGACAAAGACACUGUUAUGGAAGAAGCUGAGCAUGGUCCCUGGUAUGGGAACAAGGAAUAACAAGAUAAUGAGAUAA